Messenger RNA from Glycine soja, 2786 nucleotides. RefSeq lists its product as uncharacterized. NCBI's taxonomy places the organism in Eukaryota, Viridiplantae, Streptophyta, Magnoliopsida, Fabales, Fabaceae. Bases 183 to 2564 code for a protein of 793 amino acids. The transcript has a single exon. The record is from RefSeq and is a predicted model, not a curated record.
CUUUUAAGACGCUACCCUUUUGGUUGACUCAGGCCUCUUUCUCUUCUAGUCGUCUCUAUACACUGUUUCUUCCUCCUGUUCAGUGUAGCUCCACUCUAUAAUCUAUAUGCACCUCCCACUCUCUCACAUCACCAUUCUUCUUCCACUCUCCUAUCAGUGUCGUCCAACCCCUUUAUGGCUAAAUGCCCCAAAACGACACCCACUCCCACCAAAACGGUGAAGCCACCGUCACCACCUCCUCCUCCUCCCAGCAUCCCGUUCUAACCCUCCAGCUCCAAGCAAUGACCUCCACCACCACCUCCACCUCCACCGACCCCCUCCCCUUCUCCUCCGACGCCGGCGCCCUCCGCGCCAUCAACAAACGCUUCGAGGGCCUCCUGACCGUCCGCACAAAGGCCAUGAAGGGCAAAGGAGCCUGGUACUGGGCCCACCUGGAGCCCAUUCUGGUUCCCCACCCCGACACCGGCCUCCCCAAAUCCGUGAAACUCAAAUGCUCCCUCUGCGACUCCCUCUUCUCCUCCUCCAACCCCUCACGAACCGCUUCCGAACACUUUAAACGUGGUACAUGCUCCAACUUCACCUCCUCUCUCAGACCCCCUUCUCCACUCCCUAUUUCCUCCAUCACCCCCGCUCCCCGCAAGCGUCCCUCCCCCGCCACCUCACCUCCUUCCUAUCAAAAUCACUCCUUGCCCAUUCUCCACUCUUCCCACUUCCAAAUCUCUCACGCCAAUACUGCACACUCGCAUAAUCACCACCACCACCACCAGCAUUUAAUGUUGUCUGGUGGGAAAGAUGACUUGUGUGCUCUUGCAAUGUUUGAGGAUAGUGUGAAGAAGCUAAAAAGUCCCAAGACUUCUCCUGGUCCUGCUUUGAGCAAGGACCAGGUGAAUUCUGCUUUGGACUUGCUCUUCGACUGGUUCUAUGAAAACUCCGUGUCUUUGUCCAUGAUCGAGCACCGAAAGUUUCAGGCCUUUUUGAGCCAGGUUGGCUUGCCCAACAAGUUGGGGAGGGAGAUUUCUGGGGAGAGGCUUGAUGCUAGGUUCGUGGAGGCCAAGGCUGAGUCCGAGGCUAGGAUAAGGGAUGCCAUGUUUUUUCAGUUGGCCAGCGACGGGUGGAAGUGUGGGGAUUGGUUUAACUUGGACUUUUGUUGCGGUGGUGAUUGUGGUGGUGUAGGCGGCGGGGAGAGUUUGGUUAAGUUUGUGGUGAAUCUCCCCAAUGGGAGUAGUGUGUUUCAGAAGGCCGUGUUUAAUGGGGGAGUGGAGAAUUCCAAGUAUGCUGAGGAGGUUAUAUGGGAGAUGGUUACGGAGGUUACCGGGAGUGUGGUCCAGAGGUGUGUGGGUAUUGUGGCGGACAAGUUUAAGGCGAAGGCGUUGAGGAACUUGGAGGUGCAGCACCAUUGGAUGGUCAACACAGCUUGCCAGCUUCAGGGGUUGACUAGCUUGAUCAAGGAUUUUAACUGUGAGCUGCCGCUUUUCAGGGUUGUGAUUGAGAAUUGUUUGAAGGUUGCUAAUUUUAUAGACAAUGAGUUGCAUUUGAGGAGUGUUUUCCUCAAGUACAGGAUGCAGGAGAUGGACUGUGGUGGGUUGAUUCGCGUGCCUUCGCCGAAAUGUGAUCCGUUGAAGAACUUUGGAGUGGCGUUUCCUACGUUGGAGGAUACGUUGAGCUGUGCUAGAGUGAUACAGAGGGUGGUGAUGGAGGAUGGGUUUAAGGUGAUGUGUAUGGAGGAUCCACUGGCGAGGGAGGUCGCGGGGAUGGUGCAAAAUGAGGGGUUUUGGAAUGAGUUGGAGGCUGUUUAUUCGCUUGUGAGGCUCGUUAAAGGGAUGGUGCAGGAUGUUGAGACAGAGAGGCCCUUAAUUGGUAGGUGUUUGUCUCUUUGGGAGGAGCUGAGGAGCAAGGUGAAAGAGUGGUGUGGGAAGUACAACAUUGUGGAAGGACAUGCGGAGAAGAUAGUUGAAAAGCGGUUUAGGAAGAAUUAUCACCCUGCUUGGGCAGCAGCGUUUAUACUUGAUCCACUUUACUUGGUUAAGGAUGCUAGUGGGAAGUAUCUUCCUCCGUAUAAGUGUUUGACGCGCGAACAGGAGAAGGAUGUAGAUAAGUUACUGACGAGGCUGGCUUCCCGGGAAGAGGCUCAUGUUGUGUUGAUGGAGCUAAUGAAGUGGAGGUCAGAGGGGCUUGAUCCGCUCUAUGCACAGGCUGUUCAGAUGAAGCAAAAGGAUCCAGUAACCGGAAAGAUGAAAGUUGCUAAUCCAUUAAGUAGUAGACUUGUUUGGGAAACAUGUUUGAGUGAAUUUAAAUCCCUGGGAAAGAUUGCUGUUAGGCUCAUUUUUCUGCAUGCAACUUCAAGUGGGUUUAAGAGUAACUCGUCUUUCACUAGGAAAGUUUCAGCUAAUAAACACUCAAGAGUUACCUUGGAGAGGGCUCAGAAAAUAAUAUAUAUUGCAGCUCAUGCCAAACUUGAAAGGAGAGACUUUUCUAAUGGAGAAGAGAAGGACGCAGAGCUGUUUGUCAUGUCCAAUAGUGAGGAUGACAUGCUUGAGGUUUAUGCUGAUGCUCCCUUAGUGUAAUGUGCUUUUUUGUCAACUCUUACGGAAUUGUGUAAUUUUAGUAUUUAUCAUAUUCUUUCCAGAAGUCUUCUAUUAUUCCCUCAUUACAUCUGGUGGAAGUUUUUUCAUGACUUUGGGGUUGGAACAGAAGGAAUAUUGGAAGGGACCAAAGAAAGCAUGUUGUUAGUUAUUGUGUUCUCUACUUUGAUCCUAAUGAAUCAUCAUCAAUCUUUUUUCCGGUAA